AUGCCAGCAGCUUCAUCCGCCGCCAAGAAGCCUUCGCUGAAGAGUCUUCAGACUAAACUUCGUGCACAUCUGGAUCUGUUUAAAACAAUUGUUGCGUUUGUGGAUACACUUGCUGAGGUUACUUCAAUCGAACGUAUCCAGGUGCGUUUAGCUAAGCUAGACGAACUGUGGGACAAAGUGAAUGCUGCCUUGGUGGACAUUGAAACUCAUGGAGAAUACACGUUGACACCGGAGAAUAGCCCCUCCCAGGUUCGCUUAGACUGUGGAGAAUCCUAUUACGAUGCGAAGGCAACAAUGCUGGAAAGAAUUAAGGAGUUAGAACAGGAAACAACAAUUGCACACCAAUCUACGAGACUUCAUGAUUCUUCGAUGCAUCCGACUACGGAACACGUCAAGCUACCACAAAUCAAAUUACAACUUUUCGAUGGAAAUGUGGACGAGUGGCUUAGCUUCAGGGAUUUAUAUUUAUCUUUAAUCCAUACCAAAGCAGAUUUACCAGACAUCGAAAAGUUUCAUUAUCUAAAGGGAUGCUUAGCAGGAGAGGCAAAGAAACUCGUUGAUCCACUCGCAAUAACCAGUGCCAACUAUCCAAUUGCAUGGGAAUGUCUGAUGAAACGUUACAACAACAGCAAACUUUUAAAACGACGGCAGGUGAAUACGCUUCUGAAGUUGCCAAGCGUUUCAAGAGAAUCUGUAACGGAAUUGCAGUGUCUACUAGAGGGUUUCGAGCGAGUUGUACAAACACUAGAUCAAUUAGUGAAGGUCGAAGAAUACAAGGAUCUACUACUACUCGAGAUUCUGUGCAGCAGACUUGAUCCAACUACCCGACGUGCGUGGGAGGAAUUCACAGCAGGCAAUGAGCAGGAUAAAAUUUCGGAUUUGAUGCAGUUCAUCCAGAAGAGGAUUUCGGUUCUAGGUUCCCUACCCAACAAAUUAUCCGAAGGUCGACCAGAAUACGUUAAAAGGCAAUAUGGAAUACGAACUAGCCACAACGUCACGCGCAUCUCCAAGGGUCGCUGUGUUGCGUGUUCAGACACCCAUCCCCUCUUCAUGUGCCAGACUUUCAGGAAGAUGCCGAUAGCGGAAAGGGAUAGAUUGGUUCGAACAAAUUCACUUUGCAGAAAUUGCUUCCGAAAUGGACACAUGGCUUCGGAGUGUAUGUCGAAAUUCGUAUGCCACAACUGCAAGGGUAAACACCACACGUUAAUCUGCUUUCGCUCAGAAGGGGCAACUGCCUCCAAUUCCGGCACUAUGAGGAGAAAUUCUAGAAAUUCAGAACCACCAUCGACGGAAACAGUGGCAUCUAAUAUUGCACGGCGAUCAGUUUCAACAGUGCUUCUAGCUACAGCCGUAGUUUUGGUAGAGGACAACAAUGGAUUCAGCUAUCCCGCCCGAGCAUUGCUGGACUCCGGGUCGGAGUGCAAUUUUAUGGCGGAGCAUUUGUGUCAAAGGUUAGGUGUCUGCCGACAGCGCUCGAACGUUUCAGUAAUGGGAAUCGGCCAAUCAACUUCCGAAGUCAAGCAUCAAGUCACUGCGAUUAUCAAGUCUCGAAACGAAAGCUACAAACAACAAAUGGACUUCCUGGUUUUACCGAAGGUGACAGCGGAUCUACCAACAGCAGACAUUAUUUUUUCCGAACUACGUUUACCAGCGGAGAUCGAAUUAGCAGACGCCAACUUCUUCCAAUCCAAUGCAAUCGACCUGAUCUUAGGCAUCCAACAUUUCUUUGAAUUCUUCCAAUCUGGUCAACGGAAAUCGCUAGGAGAUGGAUUACCAGCUAUUACAGAAUCCGUUUUUGGCUGGGUUAUUACUGGUGUAGUACAAAACUGGAGGCAAACUUCAAAGACCAUCUGUAAUACAGCUAGUUCGAUACCUUUGGACGAAUAUCUAACUCGUUUUUGGUCCUGCGAGGAAAUAGGAUCGGUCCACAAAUAUUCACCCGAAGAAAUGCGCUGUGAGGAAUUUUUCGUCAAGACGGUUCGCAGAGAAACUGAUGGUCGAUAUACAGUUUCUCUUCCAAAGGAUGGGAAUGUCAAUUCCAGAUUAGGCGAGCCAAGGGACAUCGCAUUCCGACGUUUGCAAUACCUAGAGCGCAGAUUGGAUCGUGAUCCUAGCCUGCGUGAAGAAUACAACCGAUUCAUUCAGGAAUAUUUACAACUUGGCCACAUGCGAUUGGUAGAGGAAACCCGAGAGGACAGUACAAAACGUUGCUAUCUCCCACAUCAUCCUAUAAUUAAAGAAGCUAUCACAACAACAAAACUUCGAGUGGUUUUCGACGCGUCAAGCAAAACUUCAAGCAAACUAUCGCUGAAUGAUGUAUUGCUAGCAGGACCCGUCAUACAAGAUGAUCUCAGAGCAAUUGUCCUACGGUGCAGAACGAAACAAAUAAUGAUUGUUGCUGAUGUGGAAAAGAUGUUCCGUCAAAUCAAGGUGUCUGAAGACGAUAUGGCUCUACAAAGCAUCCUAUGGCGGUUCAACACAACGGAGCCUGUAAAAACGUACGAACUUACAACGAUCACGUAUGGAACCAAACCGGCACCCUUUCUUGCGACAAGAACUCUCCAGCAACUCUCAAUCGACGAAGCAAAUAGAUAUCCCUUAGCGGCCAAGGCGAUGUCAAUGGAUGUUUACAUGGACGAUGUAUUGACCGGUACAAACGACGAAGAUGAAGCAAUCCAGUUGAGAAGGCAGCUCAGCAAACUAUCCGAACGAGGUGGAUUUAGGCUAAGAAAGUUCGCCUCCAAUUCAGUCCAAGUGCUUCAAGAAAUUCCAACAGAAGAUUUAGCAGUGAACGUCUCCGGAGAGGUUGAACUCGAUCCCAAUUCUACCAUCAAAACACUCGGCCUGGUAUGGCAGCCUUCGACAGACACAUUCCGUUUCCAAUUUACAAUCCAGCACUUGAAACCAACUGAAAAACUCACGAAACGCAAGGUUUUAUCUGCAAUUGCAGCGCUAUUCGAUCCAUUGGGGCUCUUGGGAGCUGUAAUUACAACCGCAAAACUAGUUAUGCAGCGUCUAUGGUAUUUAACGGAUGACCAAAACAAUCGUUUGGAUUGGGACCACGAGAUUCCUGAAGAUUUAGCCGAAGACUGGAGAAGGUUCUACGCUCAAAUACCAAUGCUGAACAAGUUACAAGUCCCACGUUGUUCAAUCAUUCCCAUGGCAGUGACAACUGAAAUUCAUAUAUUUUCCGAUGCAUCUGAGCGUGCGUACGGAGCAUGUGUGUAUAUUCGAAGCAUAAGCACUUCAGGAAAGGUCGGCGUACAAUUACUUACGUCGAAAUCCAGCGUUGCACCGUUGAAAUCUCAGUCAAUUCCCAGACUGGAGCUUUGUGGAGCGUUGAAGGCAGCGGAACUUGCGGAAAAGGUCAAGGAGUCAAUCAAACUGGAAGCUAAAAUGUGUUUUUGGACCGAUUCUACUUGCGUAUUGCAAUGGCUUAAUUCAAUUCCCGCAACAUGGUCAACCUUUGUAGCCAAUCGUGAAUCCAAAAUCCAAAUCAUCACCGAACAAUACGCAUGGAGACACGUUCCAGGUCAAGAGAACCCGGCAGAUAUAAUUUCUCGAGGUACAAGCCCGGAGGAGAUCAAGCAAAACAGUCUUUGGUGGGAAGGUCCGCCCUGGUUGAAAAUGGAAGAAAAAUUCUGGCCGAAGCAGCCAGUAACCAUCAACACCGAUGCAGCCGCUAGUGAAACAAAAAGAAAAAUCACGAAUGUUGCGACAAUCGACACGCCUAGUUUUAUUGAUGAAUACGUCGAAAGGUUUUCUUCAUUGUCCGAUUUGAUUCGUAAAACGGCGUAUUGGCUGAGAUUAAAAGGGAUGUUACGGAGGUUAGAGCCAAGCUCAUCAGGUGUUCUUUCUACUAAAGAGUUAAGAGAAGCCGAAUAUGUUAUUAUACGGGAAAUCCAGAGAGAAGCAUUUAAGGAAGAGUGGAAACAAUUAACCAACGGUGAACCCAUUUCACGCAAUUCUCCGAUGAGGUUUUUCAAUCCAUUCUUAGGAUCCGAUAACUUAAUACGAUUGGGCGGCAGGUUAAAGUAUGCUCAAGUUACCGAAGACACAAGGCACCCUAUUGUCCUCCCGUCAAGACAUCCAUUCACCAAACUUCUAUUUGAAUCGUUCCACAAGCGACUUCUACAUGCAGCCCCACAACUACUUCUUAGCUCCAUAAGACUCAAAUAUUGGCCACUAGGAGGACGGAAUUAUGCCCGUCAAACAGUUCAGCAGUGCCUACGUUGUUUUAGAAUGAAACCGAAAUCUAUGGAGCAAUUUAUGGGAGAACUUCCUGUUGCACGCGUCACAAUUUCUCCACCCUUUUUCAGAACCGGAGUAGACUACUUCGGCCCUGUAUAUAUUCGGCCUGGACCACGCCGAGUAGCAGUCAAGACAUACGUUUCCCUGUUUAUCUGUUUGGUGACAAAGGCGAUACACAUGGAAUUAGUUUCCGAUUUAUCAACGGAGAAAUUUCUACAGGCGUUACGAAGGUUCAUAGGACGGCGUGCAAUUCCAAGCGACAUUUAUUCAGAUAACGGCACAAAUUUUGUAGGUACCCGCAACCAACUACAGGAAUUGUUUACAAAUCUGCGCAGCAAAACCCACAAUCAACAAGUUUCCAAGGAAUGCUCGGAAAGGGGCAUACAAUGGCAUUUUAAUCAACCAGCUGCUCCCCAUUUUGGAGGCCUGUGGGAAGCAGCAGUUAAAUCCGCCAAACAGCAUCUGCUUAAAGUAAAUUGCGGCAAUUUCAGCGCGGGCGAGGAUGUAUAUUACAACUGGUACCCUAAAAUACAUCUGCGUACCCCCGAUGGUCAAGACGAUGAUGAAGGCAUGAGAGAGAAGAGCGUACACGAUCGACACCGAGAGAUGGGCAACAACAUGGCGAGAGAUGGUCACCGAGCGAUGGGAUACGAGAGACGGGCAGCGAGAGAACCAACACCAGGCAUUACCACCACAGCAGCAACCGAUGGCAACAACAAUACCACCCCCUACCCCCGGGAAAUCACCCCAAUAACACCCUAA
Molecule: messenger RNA, 5013 nt
Organism: Uranotaenia lowii
Lineage: Eukaryota; Metazoa; Arthropoda; Insecta; Diptera; Culicidae
Exons: 2
Coding region: 1-5013 (1670 amino acids)
Biological process (GO): DNA integration
Molecular function (GO): nucleic acid binding; zinc ion binding
Source: RefSeq, a predicted model, not a curated record